Gamsiella multidivaricata is the source of this 2857-nucleotide messenger RNA. Its product is annotated as SGT1 protein-domain-containing protein. NCBI's taxonomy places the organism in Eukaryota, Fungi, Mortierellomycota, Mortierellomycetes, Mortierellales, Mortierellaceae. The record is from RefSeq and is a predicted model, not a curated record. Gene Ontology annotation, cellular component: nucleus. The transcript is spliced from 6 exons. The coding region runs from base 131 to 2779 and encodes 882 amino acids.
UCUAUGUGGAAGAGAAAUCGAGCAAAUUUGGUGGCGUGGGGGCCCAUUGGGUUUGCACCACAGCACGGUCUUCGUCUGCAUUUUAGUGUCACUCCCGUCUUUACUCGCUUUGCCAUCCCCCUUUUGAGUGAUGAAUAACUCAUUUCCUCUACACGACCGAUUGCAGGAGCAACGCCGUGCGCUGGCCGAGGAGACCGUGUCGUAUGCGAUCUACCUCUCGCCGUCAGAUCAGGAUCAGGAUCAGGAUCAGGACCAUCAUGAACCCAUGGUCACGCUCGAAUCGGCUCAGCUGGCAAAGACGCUCAUAGGUUCUAUUGUCAUGGAACUCGCAAAGGACUACAUCUGGCACAAGGAUGCUUUCUCGCUACGAGUCGAGUCUGGCAAAGGAAUAUUUCCUUCAAGGCAGCCGUAUUUGAAAGGAGAAGCGAGGAUUGGAGACUCACUGGAUGACGAAUGGUUGAUCGUGCACCUGCUGAGAGAGAUCACCGAAAGGAUCCCAGGAUCUGUGGCAAGAGUUCAGGACAACGAUGGUGAAUUCUUGUUGAUUGAAGCGGCAGACCAUAUUCCAUCGUGGCUCGACCCUGAUAACAGCGAUAACAGGGUGUUCAUCUACGAGGGAAACCUUCAUAUCAUACCAAUUGCUGUCACUGCGAAAGAAAAGGAGACAUUCCCACCAACAUUAGGCUCAAAGUCAAAGUCACCAAACCUCCAGGACGCAUUGGACAUCAUUCGUUCUUCCCCUUCCUCACGCACUUCAAGCUCGACCGUGACAACACUGGCGAAUCCGAAGAUCCAGCGGGCUGCAUUUGGUCCGCUCAUAUCUGACACCCAGGGCCAAGCAUUUGCGUCAAGGAAGAUCCAGGACCAGAGACAUUAUGCGCGCUGUCAGAUCCCCGUGGAUGUCGCCAGGAUUUUGAAGGCGCGACCAGAGCUCGUCACACGAGCAUGUGAGGCUUUUUAUACGAGGGAUGCUAUCGCAAUGGCAGCGUGUAGUCGCAUGACAAAAUUUUUUCCAGCAGAUGCUUCCAGCGCCGACGUUUCCACAAUACCUGGGAUGCAACGUCUGGGAAAGAUGGGAACAUCAUUCGUGACGACCGCAGUCUGCUUCACAAAGACCUGCUAUGCACAGCUGAUGGGCCAGCAAUUUCGACCGCCCAAAAUUUGGGACGGUAUAGUGCCACCACCCAAGGAUGAGGAUGCCAAUGAUCCUCAAAAAAUCAAGGAAGCCGAACUAGGCAUGAAACUGACCUGCGGCUUUGAAAUCCUCUGCGAUCCUGACUAUCCAGGUGACUUUGGAUUCAAGGAUGAAGCAGAGCUCAAACUGAAGGAUUUUUCUUUUGCGACAGACAAUGCUUGGCGCAUCUUCAAAAACAAUCUCACAGCAAGGAAAUACUUUGGAGACGAAUGUCCAGGAUCCAAAGGAUACCAGAAACUGGAGGAGGCUGCCAAGCAACAGUUUCUGGAAUAUAAAGCGAAUCAGCUGCGCAACGAAAAGGACACUGAAGCCCUCAGCUUAGUUUCGUUUCAUGGCCAUGCCUAUCAUCCAGUACAGGGAAUCGAACGCAUUUUGGACGCUGACUUGCAGUCCAGCGAAGCGGCGAUAUUGGUUGAUGAUAGGAAAGACGACAAUGACUCAUGGAUGGAAGUGGAUCUGGAGACACUGGAGGAUAUGAUGCGAGAACGUGGCUUUGGUGGCGGUUCGUCCAGGGAUCAAAAUCAAGCCAAUAAAAAAGGACUUGAUAUGCAGCAGAUGAUCGACCGCUUCGGGGAAUUCAUCCAGGAAGGAGAGGGUGGUAUCGAGGGAGCCGAGUUCAUGGAUGAGCAGAGUGAACAGGAGGAUGACGAGGACGAGGAGUUUACAGAAGCAUCUCAUGAUCGUGGCGAAAAUGAGAGGGGUGCUGACAAUCAGAGCGACGAGGUAUCGAGCGAAGACGACGAAGAAGAGGAUAUAUUUGCGAGCGACUAUGAGGAACAGCAGGCUAAGAAAUAUGCGGCUAAAAAGGCGCGCAUUUUUGGAAACGGCAAGAUAAUUAUGAAUCUUGGAGCUGUUCCUGAUUCGACGACGACGAAGGCUACGGAAACGACUCGCGAGACGUUUACUAUCGAUAACGAAAGUCUAAAGACGAUCCUCAUCCAGACCUUUAGCGAUCAUGUUGCGCCUGCCAGAACCAAAGGAGAAGCACAGGACGAACGCGAGUACAGCAAUGAGGACGAGGACAUGGAUGAUGAAGGACUUCAAGAGUACAUGGAGGCGCUCGAUGUCGAAUUGGCAGGCACCAAAAUUGGAAAGUCGUUCGAGAAGAUGCCAGCAGGACCCUCCGCAGGCACAGGAUCGGCUUCAUCUUCAGUCUCGACAGCUGGUCCUACAAAGGAGGAAAAGGGCAAGGGUGUAUUGCGGCCAACUAAGGCAGCGAAGCCGGAAAAGAAUCUGGAAGAAUUGAUGAAGGAGUACACGGACAGAUCAAGACGUGGUUUCUGUCGACAUGGCCCAUUCGGAUACGAUCCGGCGGCGAUGGUCUUUGCGGACGAUGAUGACGACGAUGACGACGAUGACGAGGAAGUUAGAGACGACGUAGGCCCCGACUCGGCACGUAUCACCGAAAUCAUGGAGGACGAGCAAGAACUGGAUGUGGUCGAUGUAGAUCUGAACCUGGCCAAGAACCUGCUCGAGAGUUUCAAGAGUCAGGGAGGAUUGCCGGGACCAGGAGGCAAUCUUCUGUCAAGGCUUGGGAUCGUACUUCCAAGAGAUGAAGAGGAGCAGGAGGGCGACGAUGUGUAGAAGCACCAUAUCAGUAUUGCACUCAUUGCUACAUCUGUAAAAUAUAAUUUGCAUUUGCAUAUCGAGCAUCAUUGAGGC